This is a messenger RNA of Panicum virgatum (switchgrass), 1033 nucleotides long. RefSeq lists its product as uncharacterized. The transcript has a single exon. Bases 100 to 822 code for a protein of 240 amino acids. The record is from RefSeq and is a predicted model, not a curated record. NCBI's taxonomy places the organism in Eukaryota, Viridiplantae, Streptophyta, Magnoliopsida, Poales, Poaceae.
CCCACUGGCUCACGCAGGCAGGAUAGCCCUGCGCCGAGCUCGAUCUCCCUGCGCGUCCCCGAACCCCACCACCAAAAGGGCCGGGCGCGAGCGCGAUCAAUGGCCACCUCCGAAGCCGGGGGCGCGGCGCCCCGCGUGGCGUGGCGCGUCGUGCGGGCGGCGAAGGUCCUCGUCCUGGCCGUGGGCGUCUACGGCUGCUUCCUGCAGCUCCCGUGCGCCGCCGCCGCGGCGUCCGCCGUCCUCCGCGUCGCCGCCUCCCUCUCGGCCCAGCAGUACCUCUUCCUGGUCGGCAACGCCAUCGUGAUCGUCCUCUUCGAGCACUUCCGCCGCGACGACGAGGCCUCCUCGUUCUCGACAGGGGCCUUCUUCAGCAGGUGGUGGCCCGCCGAGGCCGACACGCAGGGCCGGUACCUCCCGUUCCCGGGCGCGCAGCUGGUGCCGCCGCCGUCGCCGACCACCGAGGCGGGGGGAGAGAAGGAGGAGAAGGCAGUGUUCGAGGACAAGAAGGCGGUGCACGUGACGGCGGUGCGCGCCAAGCCCCCGCGGCCGAGCAGGUCGGAGAAGGCCGGCGGCGGCGCGUCGGGCCGGAGGCCGGCCGCGGCGCCGGAGCUGCGGCGGGGGGACUCGGAGAACGGGCGGCAGCGGCAGCAGGCGGUGGCGGUGGCGGAGGCGGAGGCGGACCCAGAGGCGUUCCGGCUUUGGAUCGAGGCGUUCAUCCUGAAGAAGCAGCAGGACUUCCUGCGCGAGGAGUCCGCCGCCGCCGCCGCCUCCGGGAAGAAAGGCGCGCCGGUGGCCGCCGGAGCCGUGGUGGCGGUGAAGUGAUCAUCAGCUGCCGGGUAAACGCAGCAUCAGCAGCAGGGAAGAAGAACAAGAAAAAAAAACACCAAAGCCUGCUAUGCAUCUGCAAUAAGGAAGAGAGUGUGAAAGGAUUGAGAUGAACCCAAGCAACAGGGGCCAGCAGCCAAAACUAGCGUCUUGUAAAGAACUCGCGCUGGCGCCUUUGUUUAGCGAACAAGUUUUGCCUUUUGCCUCU